UGGUGAUACAUUCCUGUUUUCUGCAAUGAUAUUUACCUGUGUCAUCUUCAUUUAAAGAUGGAUCUCUGCCUUCCUGUGCAUUUGCUCUGCCAGUUUUUAUUUCACAAAAGGUCCAGAACUUGUUUCUCCUUCCCUUUGGUUUUUAUGCCACCACUUUGUGUCUGUGCAGUCCUUGGGUCUGUCUUCCUUUGCUGGACUUGCAUGGCUUCUUAAACCAACAUUGGGAUAGAUGUUUGUCACUUUACUAGUCAGAUGCAGUGCCCUUCUUUCAGUAGUGAUUAGCAGCCCUUCAUUUACCUGGCCUUCAGUACACAAUAUUUCAUAGUCCAUCUUUAAUAGUUUGAUAUCAUUCUUGUAGUUCUGGAGAUGUUCUGGAAAUAGUUCAGCCAAAUCUCCUCCCUGAAAUGAGAAACAUCUCAUUCUGUGGUGGUUGCCCUGACAACCACAGGCACGUUGCACAGACAGGUAAGAUGUAUGAGCUGCAGGAGAGCUUUACACCUCUAGAGUGGCAUCUGGAGGGGAGGGAGGCUGUCAUGUAUUUGUAGCACCACUUCAAAUGUCCCAGGUUUGAACAAGUUACAUCCGUAGCAUUGUACCAAGGUCACAAGUUAUGUAGCAUUUUCAAUCUUUUGAUUUAAGGAGUAGAUUUAUUGCAUGUGUACCUUAGUUUUAUGCAUUCAGAUAGAAACAGAUGAGAGACUUGUUCAGAAUCACAGUAAUAAAAUUGUACAACAUAUUUCCUCUUUUUGUCUUCUGUCUGCAGGUCCACCAAGAACAAAGGAACCACACCACGGAACCUGUGAUAGAUGACUAUAAGAAGAUGGGGACUCUGUUUGGAGAACUAAACAAAAGCCUUAUCAGAAUAGGCUUCACAAGGAUGUACUUUGGAGAACGGAUAGUAGAACCCGUGAUAAUUUUAUUCUUCUGGGUUAUGCUCUGGUUUCUUGGCCUACAAGCUCUUGGACUGGUGGCUGUUCUGUGCCUUGUCAUUAUUUAUGUACAACAGUAAAAUUUUAUAGAUACUAUUUGGAUUAUGUAUUUCUACACUGUCACUAUGUCAGUGGAUUUAUGUGUUUAAGUAAAUGGGUUGUAUAUCAAAAGCUGCAAUGCUUCAAAUUGCUGAACUUCCAAUGAGGACUAAAAUUACAUUUUAAACCAAAUCAGCACUGCCCUGCUACAUCUUUUAGGGGGAAGAAAGGAGAUGUUUGUAAUAUAAUGGUGUGAAAUGUACUGUUUUCUGUGCUUUUGGGGCCUUAGCCAAAGGAGUGGUUUUUCAUUUUCCACUCCCCUCUCCCCAUGUUCUUGCUUUGUAUAGUGAAAAUUUCAUGUCUGGUUUUAAGAGAACACGUGCUAUGAGUGCUCUGUUUCACUGCUGGGAGGGCUCAUGUGCUGUUUGUUCCCUGAAUUUGCAUAAUUUGUUUGUGUUUUGCUGAAAAGCUAAAUCUGCAUAAGGGAGGUUUGGUACCAAACCCGCAUUUGUAAGAUGAGUACAAUUUCCAGACACAAAAGCAACUUGGGGUAGUGUAGUUUAUAGUAAGCUCUUCCCCCAGGAAACAAGCUGUGCCAGUGAAAUGUCCUUAUACUAAUGUUAGUGACAUCACACAGGACUUCAGCUGUUGUUCAAGAAAAAUUGCAGUCUGCAUUGGCCAAGCGGUCUGGUGUAGCACUGCCUUGGUUUUUUGGAAAUAUACUCAGCUCCUGCUGCUAUUUUUCUUUCUUUAUUUUUUGUACUUGCUCUUUCCCCCAGCCCUCCUUCUUAAGAUAAAUAUUUGGAUAAUUCAUGGAGUUUGUAGGUAGUUCCAGCUGCAGUGUUGGACACUUGCCAUUCCAGACAAUGUGAAUGUUGUCUGCUUCCUCUGGGUGGUGUGACAAGUGGCUGAACAAGCAGUCAGCAGACCAGAUCUCUCAGUGCUUCCCACAUUUGCUGCAGUGUGGGCCCACACAAGCUAAAGCUUUGUGCACCUAAGCAAACUGGACCUGUUUCCUCAUGCAAGGCAAGAAUGGAGUUGAAACCAGGUAGUAUCCUUCUGAGGAGACAGGUCACCUCUCUGGAUCUUCAGAUGACUCUGCGUGUGGAUUCAGGAGGCUCUGCUGGACCAGCAGGACUGCAGGGCACUGGGACUGAGGCCCAGCUGUGUAGCUAGAUGGCAGCCUGUGUUGAUUGGCACUGGUUAAAUAGUUCUGCUGGUGGCAAGGAAACCUUGGACAGCAGGUAGAGGCUGAGCUCAGAGCCAGGAGCUCUGUACUCAAAAGUGCCUAGGGGUAAGCUUUGGGUUUGUUUCAAGUCCCCUAUAAGGAGAACAUCUGUUUACAUCUUUGCAGAUUUGUAUAAAUAGAAUGAUGGGGUUAUGUGUAUUCUCCUCCUGUAUAAGGGUUGUAUUACAAAAGCAUCCUGUUGUUAAAAGUUUAAAAACAUCCUUUCUUUCUUCCCACAAUCCAGUUACUGUACAGAGGAUCUCAUUUAAUUCCCUUCAUCCCAUAGGAAGAAGUGUUUCUGUGAUACCCUUGUUGCAGUAGUUCUGUUGUGUAAAGGUGCUGUGCUGUGAGAUAGCAUGUGGUAUUUUCUUGAAGUGGUGAUUGUGCUCUGUACAUAAGGAAGGGGGAACAGUGAGCCACGGGUGUGACCAACAGCUUCGUUUAUAUACAUGUGACCUUUCAGCAUGAGCAGAACUGUGACUGUUGCACUUGUGAAUUCAGUUCAGUUGUUUGUUCGAUGUUCAUGUUUGUGUACAUGUACUCUGGGGAAAGGUAGGGUAGCUUUGGGGCUGGUACUGGGUUUAGUGAAUGCCUUAGGUGGUUUCUCUUAAGGGUAACUAAUGGUCCUUUUUAGAAGUUUCGCGUUUUUAACCUGAAAAAACAGUGCUAGUGGUGUAAGGUUAGCUGAAAAUGAAAAAAGAGGAAUGCAUUGCAUGGUCAAUUCUCCUCUCCUGUUUGGUUUCAUACAUUCCCUUGUGUAUAACAGUUUAUACUGAAAUGUCUGUCCUAGUUUUGUGCUAUUGCUGUACUAUCUCCUUCUCAUUUGCAGGAAAGACAGGAGGAGCUAAGGAAAAAGGGGAACUGGGAUAGAAUCAGACAUAAAGAGUGGAAAGUGGAGUGGGGUGAAAUGAUGAAUAUAUGUGUCCAAAGAAAACUGAUCAUUAAUGUGUGCCAAAAGUGAGGGGGAAAUAGGUGAACAGUCCUUGCUUGUGUUUUUUUAUUCCAUCCAGACAUAGUAGGAAGGCAAAGGAAGCACCAAAUGUUCAAAAGAUGUCCCUAGUUAAAAAGGCAGGAGGUUAAUUUUUAAAAAGAAAAAAAAGGCAAUUUCACUGUUGUCUAUAUAGUAAAAAUUGUUAUUUAUGCUGUUAUUAUUAUUGAUAGAACUAAAAGCACCUGUGUGUAGGACUGUAUGAAAGAAUUAUGACCCUUAAAUCUGUGUUUAACAACAAACAAUAUAAUUCCUGUUGGUCAGUGUGACAUUGCAAACGCUUUACAUAACCUCCAUUUUUUAAGGGAUGGACUCUUCAGUGCUGCUUCACGACUGCCAGAUGCAUAAAUGGUUGCAGUAGUGUGUACAGAGGAGCUCUGCAGGAGAAUCUUGGAGAACUCUGUUUGCACUGAAACAUCAUCACAUCAAAACUGUCCAUAUAUAAAGGAAAAAUCUCACUUCUUAAAAAACUCUGUAUUGAAUGAAUCCUAUGGGAAGCACUUUGUUACUCUUUCUAAUAAAAAGUAUUUCCAUCAGUGAGAUCUGUGAA
This is a messenger RNA of Lonchura striata (white-rumped munia), 3734 nucleotides long. NCBI's taxonomy places the organism in Eukaryota, Metazoa, Chordata, Aves, Passeriformes, Estrildidae. The record is from RefSeq and is a predicted model, not a curated record.